Messenger RNA from Neoarius graeffei (lesser salmon catfish), 1457 nucleotides. RefSeq lists its product as uncharacterized. The coding region runs from base 252 to 1298 and encodes 348 amino acids. NCBI's taxonomy places the organism in Eukaryota, Metazoa, Chordata, Actinopteri, Siluriformes, Ariidae. The transcript is spliced from 6 exons. The record is from RefSeq and is a predicted model, not a curated record.
GUUAGUUUAGUUUUGGGUGAUCAGAUUCCCCGAGUCUAUUCCGGGACACUUUGCGCGUGACCGUGAUACUCGUGCGCGCACACGCGCUUUGACGUAAGCGCGCGCGGCUCAAAGCGGCUCAGACAGGUGCGUUCAUCAUCCUGUCCCGCUCACUUUAUCAACACCUCCGACAAUAAUCAACUGUUUUCUUGUUCUCUACAUGUACUUCUAUCACAAUUCAGUUAAAGUAAGAAAAUCCGACAGCAGAAGUGAUGAUGGGGAAUCGGCCAAAACUUCAGCUGAUUUAUUUCACCUUUGUCGGGACUGGGGACACACAGCUCAAACUCGAGACUGUCCCGGUCACGCUAGAUAUUCAGACCUUCACUCUGCACACCGUCCUGCUGUGGCUGAUGUUUGCUGAUGGUACAGCCUCUGUGCCAGGCUUCACAUCGACAGUAGGGAAGCUUGGUCAGCCUGCCACUCUGUCCUGUAUGUGGAGAUGUUCAGGCUCAGUGAAAUGGACCAUGAUCCAGAGGCUGAGUCCAGAUGUUGUGGUGGCUUGGUGUGAUCAGAGUUCCUGCAGCUCUGUGGAGGGGUUUAUCAUGUCUCAUCCUCAGUACAUGGAGGGGAAUCUCUCUCUCGCCGUCACUGCAGCUGCUUACAGUAGGCGUGGCUGGUACAUGUGUCGGUGUGACGGCGAGGACGUCUGUCAAGUGAGUCUUCGCAUCGAGCCUGUAGAGGUGGUGAAACCUCUCCGUCCUGGAGAUUCCCUUGCUGUGGAUGUGGUGAUCCCUGAGCGGGUGGAGGUUGCGGUACAGAGGAGCGCUGAUGGUGGUGAUGGAGCUCAGAGCUCUGUCUCAGUCCGACUCUGUACGGUUGAUGGACGGACGUUUCACUGUGACCCUGAGUAUGAGAGGAGAGUGUCGUUCACAUGCUCACUGACUCUGACUGCGGUGAAUGAGACUGACGGCGGUGUGUACACUGUCCGCGACACUGACAAUGACGAGAUCAUAUCCAAAACCACACUCACACUCACAGGAAAUAACACGGAUCCCAACAACACACUGCCUGCAAAAGGUAAACAGAGCAGCUGGAACCUGAAGAGAAUCUUUAAGGAGGAGUGGAGAGGCGUGGCUGUUGGAGUGUCCCUGGGUCUGGGUGUGUUUGGAGUUCCGUGGCUGGUCCAGUGCUGCUGUUUCAUCAGGAGGAAAGUGGAGAAGUGUCGGAGAUGCAGUGAUGAUCACAGCAGGCAGAAUGAGGCGUGUACUCCUGGUGAAAACGUCAAGCUGAAUGUAUUUGAUGAUGAUUUACGGCUCUAGGAUGGGCGUGUCUGAUGAUGAGUAGGGCUCUAGGAUGGGCGUGUCUGAUGAUGAGUAGGGCUCUAGGAUGGGCGUGUCUGAUGAGUAGGGCUCUAGGAUGGGCGUGUCUGAUGAUGAGUAGGGCUCUAGGAUGGGCGUGUCUGAUGAUGAGUAGGGCUC